Molecule: messenger RNA, 3666 nt
Organism: Erpetoichthys calabaricus (reedfish)
Lineage: Eukaryota; Metazoa; Chordata; Cladistia; Polypteriformes; Polypteridae
Product: transmembrane protein 179-like
Exons: 4
Coding region: 165-863 (232 amino acids)
Source: RefSeq, a predicted model, not a curated record
GAAGGCGACAAGCUGCUGCCCUGACUCACACCGCAGUGCCACGCCGUGCUCGGCCCCACUCGUGAAAACUCGUUGCUCGCCGCCGAAUCGUCGCCUCCACCGCGCAGGCGCAAUAGAACCGGCCGCUCUUUCUGCCAUACCGGCUGCUAGCAACCACUGCAAACAUGGCCCUUGAUAAUUUCCUAUUCGGUCAGUGCAUGUUGUAUUUCUUGGCGUUCAUCUUCGGCUUUAUCGCUGUGGUACCCCUGUCGGAGAACGCCGACGACUUCCAGGGAAGAUGCCUGCUCUUCACUCGCGGCAUGUGGCAGAACGAAAAUAUCACGGUGGAGAAGCAGCGCUUCGUGGUGGAGGAGUGGGGGCCAGAGUCUGCCUGUCGUUUCAGCACCUUCGUGGGGAUAGCAUCGCUCAUUCUGUCCGCAGUACAGGCGUGGAGAAUCCUCUUCUAUCUGUGCAAGGGCCACGACGCCUCCUUCUUCUACGCCUUUGUGAACCUCCUGGCAAGCUCUUUCGUGGUUUUUGUCAUCUUUGUGGCCAGCACCAUUGUGAGUGUGGGAUUCAACAUGUGGUGUGACGCCAUCACAGAGAACGGGAGUAUGAUGAACAGUUGUGAAGAGAUGCAGGACACCGAUCUGGAACUUAGCGCCGACAACUCUUCCUUUUAUGACCAGUUUGCCAUUGCACAGUUUGGUCUUUGGGCUGCCUGGUUGACAUGGCUGGGUAUAACCAUCCUGGCCUUUCUCAAAGUCUACCACAACUACCGCCAAGAAGACCUGCUGGAUAGCCUGAUUCAUGAGAAGGAGCUCCUGCUGGGGAGAUCUUCCAGGCGAAGAUCAGAUGCGGAUGAGAAAAGUGGAAUGAUCUAGUCCCAGGAUCAGUUCAUUUCAAUCGUAGGUCCGAGUCAGUGCUGGCAGUUUGUUUUUUUGUUGCUCCUCUUAUUUAUUUAUUUUUUGAUCUGACUGUCUAUUCAAUGUGUGCUCUCACAAAUGGAAAACGGUUUGAGCCUUUGUUCUCAGAUGACAUUGUGGAAGUGGGACGUUUGCAUUGACGUAGCAGGGCUGGGUCGGGCUUACUUGGUGCCCCGUGACGUAUCAGUAAUGCAUUCUGUCCAGCUCAUUAUUGUAUGUUUUUAUUUCUCUACUUAUUUAUUUUUUUGUCUGUAAUGGUGUAAUUACCAUUAUCAAUUAGGCUGGCGCCCUGCCAUGUCAGGUUAUUGAAUGUGCACCAAGUCCAAACCUAAAACUCGCUUCAAAUUUUCAUAGCAGCCACUUUCUAAAGAAGGUGACCUGUGCAAAAAAAAAAAAAAAAAAAACGUGUGAUGUCCCCAUAAAUGGUUGACUGAAAUGCCAGCAACACGUAGGUGGUGAAAUGUGACAGUUGGAGAUUUAUGCUUUUCUUGCUGUUUAUUUAUUUUUUUUGCAUGCGUUAAUAAAAACGUAAAGGAGUUUGGAGGGGUUGGGGGAGAAAAAUGGAAAUCACUUCGUUGAUCACAUUUCCCUUUGCCCUUGCAUUAUGAUUAUUUACCGUUAUUUAUCUGAAACGUUCUUUCUAUUGAACUUGCAAGAUCAGGGCACAUUUUAGCUGUUUACAUACAUUUUUAUAUUGGGGUAGAGGAACUGAACCAGCAAUCUUGUGGUUUACAUUCCCCAUCUGUUCAUUCAUUCAUUCAUUCAUUCAUUCAUCUGCCACUCCAUCCAUCCAUUCAUCACUCAUCUUUCCAUCAACUUUCUAAACUUGUUUAUCCUAAUUCAGGAUCUCGAGAUACCAAAGUCUUUCAGCACAUAAUGCCUGGUUUAUGCUUGGUUCAUUAAAAUUAACGAGACCUGGCGUCUAAUGCCCACCAUACUUUAAAGUAGCAGCAGGAUAUUAGAACAUUAGAACAAUCUUGACAAGAACAGCCCAACAAAGCUCACCAGUCCUAUCUACAUAAUUCUUCUAAAGUAACAUCAAGUCUACUAUCUGAUCAUUGCCACUUGCUUUGUUUCAACGUGCCAAUAUAUGCCCCUUGCAAUGCUGCUGUCUGAUAUUUGAUUGUCUGUUUCAAACUUAUUCUUCCCGUCCCCUUUUUCUCUCAUUUAACUAUCCAACCAUUUUCUAGUUCACUAGUCAAGGUCAGGCUCAUGAGGGGAUAGUCCCUGUUCUGGCAGGCUGUAUUGGGUGCAUUUCAUUGCAGUGGUGCCAGUCUGUCGCAGGGCACACUCAGUUAUACUAUGCCCGCUGAUUAACUUCCCAUUAAGCCAACAUGAAGGUUGGAGUGUAAGAUGAAGCAGAUGUAACCAGAGAAAAGCCCCCAAGGACACGGGGAGAAUGUGCAAACUCAGUUAGAGCUUACAUUUAAUGAACCUACUGGGCAGAGCCACAGAUCUUUUCUGAAGCCCCUUGCCCAUUCUAUUGGCAAAAGCAGAGCAACUCUGAUAUACUUUUCCAGCUGGGGUUUUAAAUUGGGUGGCAGUAAAUGUAGUGUAACCAUUUGCAUAAGGAGACCAAAGAUACUCCCAGAAUCCUUCAGAAUUUAAACUUGCGUCUCACAGAAAGCAGACAUAGGCAUUUCUGACCUGACACGAUGGGCUCUAAGUAAGUGACCUACAGAAAGCUAAGGAGAAAUAAGCAGUCAGGACAGUAAAGUUCAGGGCUUCAAUGACUGUAAGACAAUGCAGGCAGUACACUAUAUGAACAUCUGCCUAAAGGUCAUGCUGACUUGGAGGAGAUUCAAGACCUCCAAAUUAAGAACAAGCUGAGACAUCCUCAUGUUAUUUCACCUGUUGAGUAAGACAGAUGUGACAUGAGAAACUCGUACUUAUUGAACAAUAAUCACCUUAGCACAUUUUUAAGGACUGGCCAACUAAUAGAGUAUUCACCAUGUGUUUAUGUCUCAUCAUGUCUUAUGUGCAGAUAAACGGGUUCACCAUGUAACUGGUAUGUUUGUAUAAGGGCUGAACAAACAUCUAUGUCUAAAUAAUUUAAUCUGUCUAUCUAUGUAUCUAUCAAUCUAUCUAUUGUAACCACCAAGGAGCGUCCCUGACCCUCCAAACCUCAGACACAGUAAAGUCCAACACAUGUCUAGGUUUAAAUAAAAGAUAUUUAUUAAGCCUUAGCACAUUCCCAACAACACCCUUCCAAAGACCACUCACAAUAUACACAAAAUAAACAAAUUCUUCAUUCUUCCAUCCUCCCAUUGACUGCUGCACUCUGCCUCCUGACUCUGACUCACCCAAUGUGAUGUGGUGGGCUUCUUUUCAUGCCGGAUCUAGGAAACCUUCCAGGGACAUGCCAUGUUUUCUCAAAAGCACUAACGGUUAUAUAGAAAAUAUGGAGGUCCUCUAUUGGCACCCAGGGACUCCAACAGGGUUGCCCUUCUAGACACCAACUGUCAAGUGCCCCUGCGGGUGUCCCAACUGGGCUGCCACACAAGGACCAUUGCCAACUGCCAUAUGGGGGAUGAAACCACUCCCAACUGCUGGCUUCCAUUGGUCCAAACAAUAUAUUAUUAGUCUAGCCGGCCAACCUGUCUGUUCUUCUGUUUUGGCCUCUUGUCCAGGUAAGAAACUGCCCUCCAUCCUGGUUGGGAUGCAUGUUCUCUUCUUACCCUAUCUAUCUAUCUAUCUAUCUAUCUAUCUAUCUAUCUAUCUAUCUAUCUAUCUAUCUAUCUAUCUAUCUAUCUAUCUAUCU